GACUAGAAUGCGUUUCGCGCAUGCGACUCCCUCUAUGUUGAACAAUCAGGUGUAGCGAUAUGGCCGACAGCGAGUUUGAAGAAUUUCGCCGUGUAUUUGAUAAAUUACCACAACACAUUAAGGCUCCGACGCCUUUUUACUCAUUAGUGCCAAAUGUUGGAUUUGAGGAUGAAUCACCUUCAUCCAAGAGUGAGGAAUCACCUGAAGAAGAGAAAGUGUGUGUUGGCGAUACGGACGGGGUAAAGACAACCUCCGAUGCAUCGCCUGUCGCUCAACCUGAUGUAACAGAUGCACAACGCAGCCCCCGACACCAAACAUUCACAAACGGCGAAAGAAGACGAAGAAAACUACCUGAAAUACCGAAAAAUAGGAAACCGAACUUAGUGCCAGGUAGUCAACCGGCCUCGCUCGCUGACGAACUAGGAGCAUUAACUGGCCUUCUUGUACGACCAGGGGGCCAAGGGCGACCUUUGCUGGUGCUCAAGUGUGGCUAUCUCUUGGAUGAAGACUCCAGUCCUGACUCCGAAAGACUGCAGAGCCUUGGCGAUGUGGACAGCGGGCACAGUACAGCUCAUUCACCCAUUGACACGGGGCCAAAGAGCCUCUCGCCAACGCCGCUACAGCAAAAUGUGUCACCAUCCUCCAGUUGUAGUAUUAGCGGCAUCAACUUCGCUGGAAACAUGACUACUGUCCCACACAGCCAACUAGAAAUGCUUGAAGCUACGCACAGAGGCUUACAUAAGUUCAACCCCCGACACCAUGACGAAAUAGAGGUCGAAAUCGGCGAUCCUAUUUACGUCCAAAAGGAAGCUGAAGACCUAUGGUGUGAAGGGGUAAAUUUACGAACUGGCCAGCAAGGCAUUUUUCCAUCGGCCUAUGCCGUUGACAUGGACUACAACGACUUCGAUCCAGCCAAUGCCAAAGUUAAACGCGAGAGAUAUUUAUUGGGGUACAUGGGGUCUGUCGAAACUCUCGCUCAUAAGGGCACCGGUGUAGUGUGUCAGGCAGUGAAGAAAAUAGUUGGUGACUCAAAUGGUGAUAUUGGCGCUCAAGCUUGCAUUCUAGAAGUUUCGGACCAAGGCCUCCGCAUGGUCGACAGAUCUAAACCAGAUAGGAGUCGGAACACACCUUGCAUCGAUUACUUCUAUUCGUUGAAAAAUGUUUCGUUCUGCGCCUUCCACCCUCGUGACCAUCGAUAUCUCGGCUUUAUUACAAAACAUCCAACGUUGCAAAGGUUCGCAUGUCACGUUUUCCGCGGUCAGGAAUCGACACGGCCUGUGGCCGAAGCAGUGGGGAGGGCAUUCCAGAGGUUUUACCAGAAGUUCAUAGAGACAGCUUACCCGAUCGAAGACAUUUACAUAGAGUAAAGAAGGAUAACGGCAAACAAGUUUCACGGAUAGUUAGCGUAUUCCUGUGUUACAAUGAAAGGCAAGAGAUAAUACGAAUUAAAGUGUGCUUUUUCCUGUAUUUUAAUUGUUCAUUUGCUUGGGAAAUCCUUCGAUUACAACGCUAAAGGUGUAUUGCGCUAAACAUCUGUGGAAUUUAUAAAAUCUUUAAACUCGCUGUCGAAACCUACGUCGCCUUCAAACUUAAAUGUAUUCAUAUUGUAUUAUAUAAUAUAAUAUAUAAAAAUAUAAUUAUCUAAAUUUUAAUUCAUCGAUAACAAUAAUAUCACGCCUUUCGCGCCUUGCUUUACCUAAAUAUUCGUAUAUUUAAAAAACAGUAAUAUAUAACGCGAAUUCAAUAUUAGUAUACUUAGACCUUAUGAUACAUUCGAUUCCUUUGAUGAUUGCCCAAUAUUAACAAUAAAAUUGUAUUUUGUCAGGUUUUUUUAGUUUAUUUUCCAUUUUCCCCAAAUACUGACGAAAAGCGUAACAGAAUCUUAAAUACUGUGAUAUAUAUGAAGUUUUUUUUUCGGUGUAGGUGAAACCACUUAUUCUUUAAUUAUCGUGACUUUAAACAUGAUCUAUUACGUUCUAUUCAUUAUUAGAAAUUAAAAAUCAACUCGUAAUUUAAUAAUUUAUACAGUAUUAAUAAUUAUUAACUUGAUCGUAGACGUUCUAGAUUAGAAAUGUUGGAACACGUCAAAUCAAUUACUACCUACACCAUUAUUAUAUUGUAAAUUAAUUUCAAUUGUAAUUCUAAGGUUAUAUUACAUAAGACACUUUUUGUAUACCUUAAGUUAUUUCAAUUAAUUUAGUUUUAUAUUAUUUUAAUAAAGAGGAUAAUAUUUAUUAUAUUGUGUUUGAUAUUUUACCUUUUUCGGCUCUUUCAUUCUUCGUUCGAAAUAUGAAGUAUUUAUAACAUAUUUCCGCGGAUUACAAAAUAAAACAAAAAUAUUAUAUUUACGAAAAAAUACAAAAAUUGUCUUUGAAAUAGAUCCUUUGGCAAUAAAUUUGUCUUGUAAAUAUUUAAUUAUUGAAUUGUUUGCAUUUACGUAGCAAUAAAAUAAAUGCGUAAAUCUAAUAUAUUAACAUGAUAUUAUAAAGAAUAUAAUUAUGUUUUUUUCGUAGUAUGUAAUGAUUUCAACGAGUAGAAAAUAAAAGUAUAUUUUCACAUGAAAUUUUUGUAUAUCACUCAAAACUAUUAUGAAGUUAAUAUGGACGCUACGUAAAUGUAAUCUAUGUAAAUAACACGAAAUAUACCUAAAUUAAACAUUUGAUGCAUUAUCAAUACGAAGCAAAUCUGUCAACAAAGCUGUCUUUGAGUGCUGUGACUCAACGGAUGAUAGAAUAUAUUUAUUUUUCCAGUUCUUCAUAGCGAAUUUGAGAUAGUGUUUAAUAAGGCAUUUAAAUAUAUUAAGUGGGACUGAA
This is a messenger RNA of Colias croceus (clouded yellow), 2813 nucleotides long. RefSeq names its product JNK-interacting protein 1 (gene Aplip1). Gene Ontology annotation, biological process: regulation of JNK cascade. The transcript has 8 exons. Lineage: Eukaryota; Metazoa; Arthropoda; Insecta; Lepidoptera; Pieridae. Bases 60 to 1367 code for a protein of 435 amino acids. The record is from RefSeq and is a predicted model, not a curated record. Gene Ontology annotation, molecular function: protein binding. Gene Ontology annotation, cellular component: cytoplasm.